AUGAUUGACGAGAAUUCAUCUGGUCGUUGGCUGGUCGAUCCCCCGCUAGCAUCCAAUGAACCAAACAAUUCGUCCUCGCGCUGGACGAACAGGUCAAAGGAAUUCAACUUUGUUAACAGUCCAGUUCAGCCUGUGGAUAAUCAGUAUAUUUUGACGCAAUUGGAAAUACUGCAUUAUAAUCAUCUUGGUCAAACACCAGAUGAUCUUUACGCGUUGGGAUCGUUUGUUAGUCCGCGCUUCACUCAAACACACACGGACAUAGUCAGUACAACAGUGAAUUGCCUUGAGAGAUUCUCUGACUUGGGUUCAAUUUUACAGCCACCUUCCCCUAUCAGCAGUGUUGAAGAGCUAACAAAUCAAGAUAGUUCGGAUGACUCAGGCACCUCAGUCUCUGUCUCAACUGCAUUUUAUCCUGAUGCAUACAAUGAGGGCUCUGAUACCAUAUUUUCCACAGAUGAUUCAGUUCUCUUCUACGUGAAUUUGAAGAUUAUAAUGAAUGCAACCGCUCAUCCUUUCAGAUCACUUCUUGGUGCCCCAUUGUCUGAUCCCCGCUUUCGCAAUCACGUUAUAUCCCUUUCAGGAUCGUCGGACAUACUUAAUAUAAUCCUACAUAUGCUCUAUGGCACUCCGUCAGCCCAAUAUUCACCAACAUUCGAAACCCUGGUUAUAGCUGUUGACCAGAUGCCGGCAUAUGACAUUCAGCCACAUGUGCACAUCAUCCCUCCAACGUGGCUCUACAACCUACUGGUCUCUUUGGACGACCUCGCAGUAAAUGCAUCCUCUCACCUACUCUCCUAUUCAAUAUCCACCCUUUCGGAUGAGCUUGCAGAGCGCAUGGGGGCUGUGUACCUGAAACGACUCCUUCUGUUGCAUCUUGAGUGUUUCAACACACUGAAAAAAAUCCUGCUUCGGCCUCUGAACCCACACCCACCGACCAAGGACUGUGAUUUUCAUGACCAAAAAAGACUCUCACAAGUGUGGGCAUUGGCUAUAGCGUACGUCGCAUUUGAUGCAAAACCUGGUCUGUGA
This is a messenger RNA of Laccaria bicolor S238N-H82, 1029 nucleotides long. RefSeq lists its product as uncharacterized. The record is from RefSeq and is a predicted model, not a curated record. Bases 1 to 1029 code for a protein of 342 amino acids. The transcript has 3 exons. Lineage: Eukaryota; Fungi; Basidiomycota; Agaricomycetes; Agaricales; Hydnangiaceae.